CCCGCGAGCAACAGUGUCCCGCUCAAUUUUCUGUCCAACUCCCGUUCGCCGCCUUUCCGAAAUAUCGCUUUUUUAUGAAAGUCCCGACUUAAUUCGUUUAAGUGUUCCAUUAACGGUGUCGCGUGUUAUUCCUGAACUCCCACGAUACGCCCCGGUGUGGUGGAGAGCCGCUUGAUAUGGAAAUUCUCCUGAGGAGGAGAAAUCUUCCGCCCUUCGAGGAUAGUCUCGUUUAGCCUCGUGUCAUGACAUCGGUUUUUUGGAUAACGCCCAAAGGAUGAUCCGGUAGAUGGAGUAUGGUGUCAUCAUGGACGAAGCGGGAACUUCUGCGUCUACAGCGGGAGCAGGAGCCGGCGGGGAGGUGAUCGAGGAUGAGUCUGAUUUGAGUAAAUUCGAGAACAAAUCUGGAUUGGCCGAGGACAUGAAGUUUCUCGCCUCCAUGCCGGAGCUUUGCGAUAUAACUUUUCUCGUGGGCGAUUCGCGAGAACCUGUGUGCGCUGUCAAAGCGGUCCUAGCCGCACGAAGCAGAGUAUUUUACAAAAUAUUAUACCAAGCUCCAAGUCCUCAGAGGAAAAAAGAUUCUACCGAGAAAUUACGUCUCUUUCUAAAGAGAAGGAGUGAACCUCUCCUAAACUCACAAAGUUCUACCAGUCAGCGAGGAUAUACGCAGCAACUUGCACCUAUUCAAGAGCCGCAGCCCCAUCAGCAUCAAACCCAAAUUAUUGAGGAGUUCGAGCCUGACGUUUUUAGGCAACUGAUAGAAUACAUCCACACAGGGUGUGUCACGCUUCAACCACGGACCUUACUCGGUGUAAUGAAUGCUGCAGACUAUUACGGCUUGGACGAGUUGAGACGGGCGUGUUUUGGUUUCGUUCAAUGUUGCAUCAAUGUCGAUACCGUUUGUGCACUUCUCGCUUCGGCUGAAAGAUAUAUUCAGUACAAAUGUACGAAAUCGUUAGUACAAAAGGUUUUAGAAUUUGUGGAUGAACACGGUAAUGAUGUGCUGAAUCUGGGCUCAUUCACGCUUCUGCCUCAACAUGUUGUGCGGCUAAUUUUAGCUCGAGAAGAAUUGCGGGCCGAUGAAUUUACUAAAUUUCAGGCUGUACUAAUGUGGAGCAAAAAAUAUUGUGAUAAUAAUUCUAAUAGUAAUCUAAAGGAUACCGUAGGUAGUUUUCUAGAGUUCAUUCAGUUUCAUAAGGUUCCAGCCAACGUCCUAAUGCGAGAAAUAUAUCCUUUGACGCUAGUUCCGUACGACAUCAUUAUGAAUGCUCUUGCUUACCAGGCAGACCCAAGAAGCGUGGACCCCGGAAAGCUCUCUCCCAACAGAGUGAGGAGGUCCGCUCAAGGACGCUCCAUGUCCGUUCAAAGUUCCACCGACCCCCUCGGCUCCAACACAACCCUAAGCUCCAGCGAAAGCUCCGAGAUGGUCUCAUCCGAAGGUCACCCGAAACACAAUUCUAACUGACGAACCAGCCCGAGUUCAAAUGUUAACUAUUUUUCUAAUAAGUCUAUUCUUGUUAUUCUUUUCGAUGUUAUGUAUCCUCAGAAAUGUGCUCAUUGUUUGUAUCUAGGGACUCGAUUUAUUUAUUUUUGUUCGUGAUGUGUGAAGGGCGAGACCAUUACUUCCGCAUGUAAACAAAUCUUGGGCGCCGAAAUCAUGUUCAGCGUUUAAAUUGGUAUGAGGAGUUUAAUUUUUUUAGGAGUGACUCUGAGAAAUGUUUAUGUUUCUGGUGUCCACCCUUUCAGAUCUGACUGCACUUUUACAAAAAACGCCGCAAACUAUGCAUAAAUACAUAAAAACGGAAGACACAUGUGCAAGAUAUGCAUCAAGGCAUUUCUAUACUCUGUUUGUUUCAGAGGCGUGGCGUGCUGUGAUAUCGAUUGAUCUAUCAUUUAAACCUAUGGGAAAGGACCGAUAGCAAGGUGUUUGCAAAGAACACCUUAAUAAUCGAUUCUCUACCACAGCUUCAAAUGGGGAAGUAUCGAUGAUCGAUCUCUCACGCCUCGCCACUGAACUAAUAUCCUGUUGGAAAAAUUCAGUUUUGGAUGAACCAGAUUUUCUAAGUGACACUUUUUAAAUUUGAGAUUUUGCAUUGUUAAUAAUCUAUGAAUGUGUCUAGUUGAUUUCCAACCGAAUAUGGUGUUAAUGAAAAAAUUGACAAGAAACAAAGUUUGCUAACAAUUCUCACGUCAAAGGACACACGAAUGUACUUAGAUCCAAGGAAUAUGUGCUCUCUGCAAACGCCAUACUGUCCUUGUAUUUGCUCCUGUCACCUCAAAUAUUGAUGAUCACAUAGAAAGCGAGGUAGAAAAUCAAAUCAAAAACCUUUCAAGCAUGUUAUGUUUAUACAUGUAAAAGUUGGUUGAUUGUGUGAUCAUCCCAAGAAUACGUCUUUUUACUCGUUAUAGAGGAGAAAGCUCACAUAGAGUAUGGUUUCACUGAUGGAGUUGAGCUCUUUGACGCAACCCUUUGUGAUGUCAUGUUUUGCUGAUUAGUGGGAAAGUUUAUAGAUUGUAUUAAUUAUUAAAAAAACGAAAAGUGCCCGAGCCUUCAUGUUUCUUAUGAUAUAUCGGUAUUGAUGUACAUAGCUAAUUUAAAUCGAAUUUUCAAGAACACUCUCUUGUGUGUGGACCACGAAUAAUAAUUCAUAUUAUGCUGCCAAUUUUGGCCCAAAAUUACAGCGAAUCAUAUAGAUGUGCAAUGUGCCAAAAUCAUUUGUAACGCGCGCUGUGGCCGUACUAUGCCCCUAUUUUGUUCUUUGCCAUAGACCCAAUUUUUCAUAGAGAAGAAUAAUCUUGUAUUGUAUGAUAAACAUGGGUAAAUUUGAAUAAAUUCAGAGCUGAGCCAAACAUUGGCUUAAUUUUCAAAAUUACCACUCCAUCAUUGCAUCGCCGUUCUUUGCACCGAGUCAUGUCCAAUUUUCAGCCUCUGAAGCCGUAUUCUCCUUAAAAAUGUCCGUUUUCGUCAAUACAUCACCGCUUUGAAGGGACUGUCACUUUUUACAUCAUCAAUUUAUUUUUUGAGACGUUAUAUGUAAACACGAUUAUUGCCUCAGUUUUCCUGUAUACACGAAUCUUUCCGCCGACAAUUUUCAGACUAUCGGAUGGGCCAUUCUUUUCAAUAAAAUCUCUUUUGAAUGGCUAGAA
This is a messenger RNA of Bemisia tabaci, 3144 nucleotides long. RefSeq names its product speckle type BTB/POZ protein (gene gprs). NCBI's taxonomy places the organism in Eukaryota, Metazoa, Arthropoda, Insecta, Hemiptera, Aleyrodidae. Gene Ontology annotation, molecular function: protein binding. The record is from RefSeq and is a predicted model, not a curated record.